Messenger RNA from Arabis nemorensis, 219 nucleotides. The record is from the annotation of a GenBank genome assembly. NCBI's taxonomy places the organism in Eukaryota, Viridiplantae, Streptophyta, Magnoliopsida, Brassicales, Brassicaceae.
AUGGACAGAUGUCCGAAUGGCAUAGGUCCGAAUGACGUACGUUCGAAUUCUCCAGAAUAUACGACGUCCGAACAUAAAGAUUCUCAUUGUCUCAUGGUUAUUGAAGAAAGUAGGUCUUUAGAUUCUAGCAAGGUGACUCUUAUCCUUGAGAAGGGAACCAACGAUGAUGAUCCACCGAAGAUUGAUUAUGAGAAAACCCAAGAUGAGAAGAAUUUCUAA